AGCUUUUUAUCCUUUAAUUUAGUAACUGUGUUUUUGUGUGGCGUCUCUGUGAGUUUGAACACACACACUGUGCAAGUGUUGCCACUUCCAAAACCUCUUCUUCCCAAUUAGCCUUAUAAUUAAGUUCUGAAAAUGUUGUAAGCCACACAAAAAGAACUGGUAUUUGAGUUGAACACAUUUUUCAGGCAAUGCACUAGACAAAGGAUUCAACUUUUGCUGCUAUCCCUUGCCCAACUUCAUACACUCAUAAUAUUCUUUCUUCAUGCACUUUCUUAAGUGGGAUUCGGUGGAGACCAAGAAUUUCCUCUUCAGUCCAACAAGAAUCAAAAUCCACAUAUAUGUUUCUCCAUACCCUUUCGGAUAAUAUUAAAUAACACAGCUAAGUUUUUUUUUUUUUCUUUUUCAAUUGUUUUUGACUUUUAUCUGUGUAUUGAAUUUUACUAUGUGGACGUGAGCUUGGGAAACCCCUUGUUUGAUUCUCUUACUCAUCCAAUAGAUGUGCUACAAUUGUCACUACUACUGCGACAUCUAGUUCUAGAGCUAUGAAUCGAAACAUUCAUUGCUCCCUUUAAUUUUGAUAUAUGUUUGGAUUUCUAUUUACUAACGCAAUGCCAAAAAUAAGAAUUGAAAAGAUAGUUUUUUGUUCUUUUAUUAAGAACACAGUGCCAUCAUAAUAAAGUUGUUUAGUUUCCCUCCUAUUCAUCUUUUGACCUUUCACAACGCAAGUGUAAGAAUAAAGAGAACAAAAAACCAACGCUUGAAAAGCAUGGUGGUGGCGGAGUCUGAGAUGAACUCACAAAACGACGCUGAAUCUUCGAUAGAGUUGGAGCAACUGCACGACGUCAACAAGAAUCACCCAUUCUCUUCAUUGGGAAGAGAAGCUUCUUCCAUCUACUCCAUCACCCUCGACGAGUUCCAACACACGCUAUGGGAGAAUGGCAAGAACUUUGGGUCCAUGAACAUGGACGAGUUUCUCAGCAGCAUAUGGUGUGCAGAAGAAAUUCAAAUUUUAAACAACAGCAUCAACAUUAGCAGCUUCUCACUGAAUGAAGCUUCCGCAGAAAAAGGGUUGAUAAGGAAGCAACCGAGCCUUCCUCGGCAAGGGUCUCUAACACUUCCUGCACCUUUGUGUAGGAAAACAGUGGACGAGGUUUGGUCUGAGAUACACAAAGGACAACAACAACGGCAACCACAGAAAAACAACGACAAUAACUGUGGAAGCGUUAAUAAUGAUAACAAUGCUCAAAAUACCGAUUCUGCCAGUCGCCAACCUACCUUUGGAGAGAUGACUUUGGAGGACUUCUUGAUAAAAGCUGGGAUAGUUCGUGAACAGUGUGCCAUUGCAACGCCAGUUCCAGCUUCUACAAGUCAAAAUCAGCAUUUGCAGCAGUAUGGCUUCUUUCCUAAUAACAACCGUACAAUGGAGCCUUCUUUUGUCGGAAGGCAGGUGAUGGGGCUUGGUGGCGGCGGUUUCGGCGGUAGUGCUGGUGGGAAUGUGGUUAGACCACCUUAUCAGGCGGUGACUAAGGGUGGUGGUGGGGGUGGUGCAGUUGGACAGUCUUCUGGGUAUCCGGCGGCAGUGCCGUCAGCGGUUUGCUUUGGACCGAGGGCGGUGAAUGGUGGCGGUGGUUACGAGGCAGUGAGCAACAUGGGAGUGGUGGCGCCGGUGAGUCCGGUUUCGCCGGAGGGGAUAGGUACUGGUGAAAAUUUUGGUUCCAGAUUUGGGAUGGACAAAGUUGUGUCAAGAGGGAGAAAGAGGGCGUUUGAUGGGCCUGUGGAAAAGGUGGUGGAGAGAAGACAGAGGAGGAUGAUCAAGAACAGAGAAUCAGCAGCCAGAUCCAGAGCAAGAAAACUGGCAUACACAAUUGAAUUAGAAGCAGAAUUGACCCAGUUGAAAGAAGAGAACGCCGAACUUAAACUAUCACUGGCUGAUCUUGAAAGGAGAAGAAAGCAACAGUCACCUUUUUUGCAGCAUUUAGAGGAAGGGAAUUGGAGAGUUCAAAACAACCUUCAAAAGGCCAAAAAUAAAUCGAGAUCAUUGAGAAGGAUCAUGAGUUGCCCUUUAUGAGAAAAUGAUCUGCAUCUAUAAACAGUACUGACAAUGCUUAGAUUUUAGCACAGAAAGGACUAUUGGCUGUGGUGCAUCUUCUUGUGUUUUUUCUUGAAAAGACUCCAUGACGCAGAACUAAGAAGAAAGCAGGACAUAGAAAAAACACUGAAACUAAUGUCAAAGCCAAUAAGGGAAGUUCGUGUCGAUCAAAGGAUUAGUUUACUGUUUUUCAUGAUGAGUGACUGGUUAGUGAAACAUAGUAAAUAUAUGUAGUUGCUUGUGUUAUAUUAAUAAUAUUUUCAGUGUCAAAUAAAUAAAAUCAUUUACACUAGUUUUCUUGGUUUCA
Vigna angularis (adzuki bean) is the source of this 2396-nucleotide messenger RNA. RefSeq names its product protein ABSCISIC ACID-INSENSITIVE 5. Gene Ontology annotation, cellular component: nucleus. Gene Ontology annotation, molecular function: DNA-binding transcription factor activity. Gene Ontology annotation, biological process: positive regulation of DNA-templated transcription. The transcript has 5 exons. The coding region runs from base 767 to 2068 and encodes 433 amino acids. Lineage: Eukaryota; Viridiplantae; Streptophyta; Magnoliopsida; Fabales; Fabaceae. The record is from RefSeq and is a predicted model, not a curated record.